AUGGCAGCUCCCCAAGUCAUUGUGGUCGGCGGUGGUCUGUCUGGCCUCAGUGCUGCUCACACCGUCUACCUGAACGGCGGCAACGUCGUGGUUUUGGACAAGCAAGCUUUCUUUGGUGGCAACUCUACCAAGGCCACCUCUGGCAUUAACGGUGCCCUUACCCGCACCCAGGUCGACCUCGGCAUCCAAGACAGCGUCAAGCAGUUCUACGAGGACACCCUCAAGUCCGCCCGUGAUAAGGCCCGUCCCGAUUUGAUCAAGGUCCUCACCUACAAGUCCGCCGCUGCUGUUGAGUGGUUGCAGGAUGUCUUCAACCUUGACCUCACCCUCGUCUCCCGGCUGGGUGGCCACACCCACCCCCGUACUCACCGUGGUCACGAUGCCAAGUUCCCUGGUAUGGCCAUUACUUACGCCCUCAUGCAGCGCCUGGAGGAGCUCGCCGAUGCCGAGCCCAAGCGUGUUCAGAUCGUGAAGAAGGCCCACGUCACACAAGUUAACAAGUCCGGUAACCACGUUACUGGUGUCACAUACACCCUCAAUGGCGAGACCAAGUCUGUUGACGGUGUCGUCAUCUUGGCGACCGGUGGUUACGCCGCUGAUUUCAGCGAAACCUCGCUGCUCCAGAAGCACCGUCCCGACACUUACGAUCUCUCUUCCACCAACGGCACCCACGCCACUGGUGACGGUCAGAAGAUGCUGAUGGCCAUUGGUGCCAACGGUAUCGAUAUGGACAAGGUCCAGGUUCACCCCACUGGUCUCGUGGACCCCAAGGACCCUGGUGCCAAGUUCAAGUUCUUGGCCGCUGAGGCCCUCCGUGGUGAGGGUGGUCUUCUGCUCAACUCCGAUGGUGACCGUUUCUCUGAUGAGCUGGGUCACCGUGACUAUGUCUCCGGUCAGAUGUGGAAGGAGAAGGAGAAGGGCAAGUGGCCCAUUCGCCUUGUGCUCAACAGCAAGGCCUCCAAGGUACUCGACUUCCACACUCGCCACUACUCUGGCCGUGGCCUGAUGAAGAAGAUGUCUGGUAAGGAGCUGGCCAAGGAGAUCGGUUGCGGCGAGGCUUCCCUCCAGAAGACAUUCGACGAGUACAACCUCAUCGCCGAUGGCAAGAAGAAGGACCCCUGGAACAAGAAGUUCUUCCACAACAUGCCCUUCAACGUCGACGACGAAUUCCACGUUGCUCUGAUGGAGCCCGUCCUCCACUUUACCAUGGGUGGUAUCGAGAUCAACGAGCACGCCCAGGUCCUCAAUGGCGAGAAGGAGGCCUUCGAAGGUCUCUACGCCUGCGGUGAAUUGGCCGGUGGUGUCCACGGUGCCAACCGUCUGGGUGGUUCCUCCCUGCUGGGCUGUGUAGUUUACGGCCGUGUGGCCGGUGACUCUGCCACCCAGCACCUCUUCCAGAAGUUGCUCAGCAACGGUUCCUCCUCCGCUAGCCAGCGUCUGGGCCAGAUCUCCCUGCACAUUGACCCCUCCACCCCCGGCAAGAUCUCCGUCGAGUGGGGCGGUGCCGCCGGCGGCGACCUUCCUGCCUUGGCAGCUGCCCCUGCCGCUGCUGCCCCUGCUGCUGCUGCUCCCGCUGAGGAAGCCAAGUCCGCUAAGCCCGAUCCCGCCAACUUCCAGAUCCCCGAUAAGGAGUUCUCCAUGGAGGAGAUCGCCAAGCACAACAAGAAGGACGACCUCUGGAUCGCCGUCAAGGGCAUCGUCCUCGACGUGACCAACUGGCUGGACGAGCACCCCGGUGGUGCUAACGCUCUCUUCAACUUCAUGGGUCGUGACGCUACUGAGGAAUUCGCUAUGCUUCACGACGACGAGGUCAUCCCCAAGUAUGCGGCUCAGACCGUUAUCGGUCGUGUCAAGGGCCAGACUCCUAGCCUGGAGCUGUAG
Penicillium pulvis is the source of this 1881-nucleotide messenger RNA. RefSeq names its product putative fumarate reductase Osm1 (gene osm1). The transcript has 3 exons. NCBI's taxonomy places the organism in Eukaryota, Fungi, Ascomycota, Eurotiomycetes, Eurotiales, Aspergillaceae. Gene Ontology annotation, molecular function: FMN binding; oxidoreductase activity. The record is from RefSeq and is a predicted model, not a curated record. Bases 1 to 1881 code for a protein of 626 amino acids.